CCUUGGAGGGAAUGGGUGGGCAGUUAAUUUAAGUCCUUCAAGUGGUGUUAGCUUGACGAAGAAAGGUGCGCAGGUUAAGCGAAUCUGCUCGGUUUGUAAGGGGCGUAGGUUAAGCCAUUACGGAGGUGCACGAAGACUCGAGAGUUGGGAUUGGGACACCCCCAACGCUUUCUUCAGAUUAGAAAGAGAAGCUCAGUGAAUGACUCUCCUCCUCCUUGAUGAUCCAUGUCCAGAAUGAAGCAUCUAUUGCGAAAGCUUCAUAUAGGUGGUGGGAUCAAUGAACCUCACCGGUUGCCUGAUACCCGCCCGGUAAUCAAUGCCAGUCCUGUCCCUAAUCUCUCAUCGUCUUCGUCGACGUUGGUGUCGAAUACAGUGGGCACAGUCCGGCCAAAUGAAUCGGUUGCUGAUCGGACAGAUAUUGAUGGUACCGGCGAUUUAUGUGGUGACAAGGGAGCCGAUUUUAAUCUAUUGGAGGAGGAGUUUCAAUUGCAGUUGGCUUUAGCUAUUAGCGCUUCCGAUACUGAUGUCCGCAAGGACCCUGAGUCUGCUCAGAUCGACGCCGCGAAGCAGAUGAGCCUCGGCUGCGCAGCUUCCGUCACCGACACGGAAGCCCUCGUUCAGUUUCAAUCGCUUCGUUAUUGGAACUAUAAUGUCAUUGAUCAUGAGGAGAAAGUGAUGGAUGGAUUUUAUGAUUUAUAUGGAUUCUCCUCAAAUUUGGCUGAACGAGGAAAGAUGCCAUUGUUGGUGGAUCUGCAAACUGCUUCCCUCUCUGAAAAUGUUGGUUGCGAAGUGAUUUUGGUGAAUCGUAUGGUUGAUAUUAAGCUGAAACAGCUUGAGAAAAAAGCCUUUGCUGUAUCCAAGGACUGUUGCUUAUCUGAACAAGGACUGGUUUCAAGUGGCUUGCUUCAGAAACUUGCUGAUAUUGUUGUUAAUAGAAUGGGUGGACCAGUUGGCGACCCUGAUGAGAUGUUGAAAAAGUGGUCGGCAAGAAGUCACGAGUUACGUGAUUCUUUGAGGACAAUUGUUAUUCCGCUUGGCUGUCUUGAUGUUGGACUUUCUCGCCAUCGAGCCCUAUUGUUUAAGGUAAUGGCUGAUAGGAUUAAUGUUCCCUGCAUGCUGGUCAAAGGGAGCUACUACACUGGAACUGAUGAUGGAGCUGUGAAUUUGAUUAGAUCUGAUGAUGGAAGUGAAUAUAUUAUUGAUUUGAUGGGUGCGCCUGGCACUCUUAUUCCUGCCGAAGUACCCAGUAAUCAGCUCCAAAACUACAGUUUUGCUGUAACAGGUUGUGCUGAGAUUGCAGAAUUACCUAUCAAUGCCCAUCUCAUACUUGAUGGUGGAACUGGAAUGCUGGCAGUGCCAUCUGAUAUUGAUAGAACUUCAACAGUGGACAGGGCUCAAUCAGAACAGUUAUUGAACGUGGACAGUCAAGGAACAAUGGGUGCGAGGAACCAAGGUGGAAUAAAUCAAACAGAAAGAGUUGAACAUGAUUUGGGGAAUCUCCUUCAGUCCAUGCAUAUAUCAUGUGAAAGCACAUCACAUACAGAAGCAUCAUCUGCAGAUAAGAUGCAAGUAAAAAAUUUGUCGGAGUAUUUCCUUAGUGCAGCAAAGAACCCAGAAUUUGCUCAAAAACUACGAGCUGUCCCAUUAGAGAGUGGUGCAUUUCCCUCUCCUGGUCUCUUUUCAGAUAUCAAUAAAAAAAAUACAGGUGAAAAUAUAUUUUAUGAACAAAUUCAUCAACUUGAUGGAAAAAUUGUUGUUGAUGCUGUUCAAUUUGAUUCAAGCUUUGAAAAGGCCCUCAUAUCUUCUCAAGGGGUGACCUCUCACAGUGAUGUUAGAUUCUAUCAAUCUGCUAGUUGGUUAGCUAAGCAGCAAGAACUGGAGCAAAGUGAUGUCAUGUUUGCAGAUAAAGUUCCUGCCAAUCUGCUAAAGAUGCACAAAGAACAAGUUCUUGAUUCUUCCUUGACCAAGGCAGCUGUUUCUUGCAAGAGGCAAAUUGAGGUUGACUAUGAUGAUGCAAAUGGUAUUGAUAAUAAAGUUGGAGUGGUUUUUAAUUGCAAUCAAUAUGGGAAUGAUUCUGCUAUUCAAUUUAAAGAAGCAGAUAAUAGAGAUAGCAACCUCACUGAUGGUAAAAGUGAGAAAGUUAAGUCAGUACUGGGCGAGGGUGCAGAAUGGGAAAUUCUAUGGGAGGAUCUUCAUAUUGGUGAGCGUAUUGGUAUAGGUUCUUAUGGUGAGGUUUACCAUGCUGACUGGAAAGGCACUGAGGUUGCUGUGAAGAAGUUUCUGAACCAAGACUUUUCUGGUGAUGUGUUGGCGCAGUUCAGAUCUGAAGUUGAGAUCAUGUUGAGGCUGCGGCAUCCGAAUGUUGUUCUUUUCAUGGGAGCUAUUACUCGGCCACCACAUUUUUCUAUAUUGACAGAGUUUCUUCCAAGAGGGAGUUUAUAUAGGCUAUUGCAUCGACCCAAUUUUGAACUUGAUGAGAAGAGGAGGUUGCGAAUGGCUCUUGAUGUGGCUAAGGGUAUGAAUUAUUUGCACACAAGCCAUCCUCCCAUUGUUCAUCGGGAUUUGAAGUCUCCAAAUCUUCUUGUUGACAAGCAUUGGGUUGUUAAGGUUUGUGAUUUUGGUUUGUCACGUAUGAAGCACCAUACCUUUCUGUCCUCAAAAUCCUCUGCUGGAACGCCUGAGUGGAUGGCACCAGAAGUGUUAAGAAAUGAACCAGCCAAUGAGAAGUGUGAUGUGUAUAGUUUUGGUGUGAUUUUGUGGGAAUUGGCUACUGCAAGGAUCCCAUGGAAAGGGUUGAACCCAAUGCAGGUUGUUGGCGCCGUUGGAUUCCAAAAUAGACGGCUUGAAAUUCCUGAAGACGUUGAUCCAGUAGUAGCACAAAUAAUACGCGACUGCUGGCAAAUGGAGCCACACUUGCGGCCAUCAUUCUCACAGCUUAUGUCUCGUCUCCGCCAUCUUCAACAUCUGGUUGUGAAAGAUAGGAGCUCAACCCAAUAAAGUUGUGCAUAGUUAUCGUAAUAAUACGUGAAGUUGUUCUUGGGUUCGAAGAGCCAAAACAGCUGAAGUUUUUUACUGCUUUGACGUAUAGAGAUUGCUGAACAGGGAAGUUUCGGUUCAUUCAAAGUGGGGGCUGGAACACAACCCGUUCGGAACAGAAUAGAGACCUUCCUGAGCGAAAUCGGCCGGGGAGGCUCUAUCAAGUGUAAUAUGAGGUAGUACAAGUAGCUACAACUGAAGGAUUCCCGUGGAAAGGAGGGGAACGAAAGAAAACAGAAAGAAAGGGAAAAAAGGGGUGGGGGGGAAGAAGAAGAAAUAAAGUGUAAUUUAUUUGGUCUUGGUCUGUAGAGGUCCUGUUUGGAAUUGUAAACAUACGAUCUCUGCGGGUUCUUGUGGAAAUGUAACACGAGAAAGAAGAGUAAUUUCUUUAAAAAAAAAAGAAAGGGAAUUUGUAUAUU
Messenger RNA from Prosopis cineraria, 3455 nucleotides. Its product is annotated as probable serine/threonine-protein kinase SIS8. The record is from RefSeq and is a predicted model, not a curated record. Gene Ontology annotation, biological process: protein phosphorylation. The transcript is spliced from 13 exons. Gene Ontology annotation, molecular function: ATP binding; protein kinase activity. Bases 226 to 2997 code for a protein of 923 amino acids. NCBI's taxonomy places the organism in Eukaryota, Viridiplantae, Streptophyta, Magnoliopsida, Fabales, Fabaceae.